GCAAUUCAACCGACGAAGAAGACGAGGGAAAGGAAAACACUAGAAGAAGAAGAAGGCGUCUUGUAGCAAAAGCGCUGUUGCUACAUAAAAAAAAAAAAAUGUCGAUCGUUUUUGUGCCAAAGAAACUACGAGGGACGGCGAAAAUUAACCAAGAGACGAUACAAAGGCUGCUGGAUGAAAACGACCAGUUAGUUAGAUGCAUCACUGAAUACAUGCAGAAGGGACGAGCAGUGGAGUGUGUACAAUACCAACAGAUCCUGCACCGCAACCUCGUCUAUCUGGCAACCAUAGCUGAUUCCAGCCCAGACAGCACGGCUCCAUCUUCAAAUUCUACAUCUAAUGUGACUUCAGCCUCUGCACCAGCUGUGAACGGGCAUGGAGAGAAGGGAUGAUGGCAGCUUCUGUCCGUUGGAGGAAGAUGUAUUUAUAAUGGCCAUGUUUGUUUUCAGUAUUGUUACCCAUUCCAGGAUGACUGACGUGUCAGCAGUUAUGUUGAAUGAUACUAUUAUGUGGAAAAGAUCAAUAUCAAGUAAAAGCAUUCAUUUGUUUUGUACAUUAAAAUAAUUUAUAUUUUUUAAAGCUGUC
This is a messenger RNA of Acanthopagrus latus (yellowfin seabream), 585 nucleotides long. It is a transcript of the gene ss18l2, whose product is annotated as ss18, like 2. The coding region runs from base 99 to 392 and encodes 97 amino acids. The transcript has 4 exons. Gene Ontology annotation, molecular function: transcription coactivator activity. The record is from RefSeq and is a predicted model, not a curated record. Lineage: Eukaryota; Metazoa; Chordata; Actinopteri; Spariformes; Sparidae. Gene Ontology annotation, cellular component: nucleus. Gene Ontology annotation, biological process: positive regulation of transcription by RNA polymerase II.